AUGCUUGUGUUGAACAAUCCUAACAAUCCAACGGGUAAACUGUACUCUCGCGAAGAACUUGAAGCUAUUGCUGAGGUGGUGCGCGAGUUCAAUCUGAUUGUGGUAGCAGAUGAAGUUUAUGAAUGGCAUGUGUGGGAUAAGAAGAUGAUUCGAUUUGUUUACAUGUUCUACUGUACUUAA
Messenger RNA from Cooperia oncophora, 180 nucleotides. The record is from the annotation of a GenBank genome assembly. Lineage: Eukaryota; Metazoa; Nematoda; Chromadorea; Rhabditida; Trichostrongylidae.